Molecule: messenger RNA, 885 nt
Organism: Scaptodrosophila lebanonensis
Lineage: Eukaryota; Metazoa; Arthropoda; Insecta; Diptera; Drosophilidae
Gene: Obp99b
Product: general odorant-binding protein 99b
Exons: 2
Coding region: 49-531 (160 amino acids)
Biological process (GO): sensory perception of smell
Molecular function (GO): odorant binding
Source: RefSeq, a predicted model, not a curated record
CAGCAAAAAGUGCAGUUUAGUUCUACUUGCGUAUUUGUACUCGCCGCAAUGGAAAAAUUUGUUUUCUUCCUACCGUUCGUUGUCUUUGUUUUGGUAAAAGCUAAUCACGAACAUCAUCAUGCUGCGAGUCUCCAUCACGAACACGAAGCUGCCUAUGUGGUGAAGACUCAUGACGAUCUAAUUAGGUAUCGCAAUCUGUGUGCCGAGCAGGUAAACGCUAAUGUCGAUGCUGUGGACAAGUAUAAGCAAUGGAAAUAUCCCGACGAUGAGACCACGCGUUGCUAUCUAAAGUGUGUCUUCGAGCAGUUUGGAUUUUUUGAUGCCAACAAGGGAUUCGAUGUCCACAAGGUACACGAGCAGUUGGCCGGAGGAAGCGGCACUGUCGAUCACAAUGAUGAGACGCAUACGAAAAUUGAGAGCUGUGCCGACAACAAUUCUCAGGGUAGCGAUGCCUGCACCUGGGCAUAUCGCGGAGGCAUGUGUUUCCUACGCUCCAACCUUCAGUUAGUAAAGCAAAGCGUUCAUAGCUAGACAACGGAAAUACUGAACUUCUAAAAAAUUGCAUGAACCGAAAAAACUUUCGAUAGUACCUUGGCAAUAUGUUGAAUAAUUUUCAAAUCUCUUUAAAAAGUAUAUAUUUUCUGUUAUGAAAUUAGAUUUCCAUAACCAACAAAUAAAUUUAUGCCUCUCUUUUUUUAUACCCUGGAACCUAAAGGUACCACGUUCUGGCGAUGCCGUUAAUUAACAGUUUUGGCUGCAAGUAUUAGGGAUUCCUUUUGAUACUAAAACUUAAGGUUGAACUUUAGUUAUAUUUAUUAGAAAUUUCUUUAUGAUUAAAAGGAUAAGCAAAAUGAUACAUUCGAAUAACACAUCAUGUACAGAGAA